CCUACACCCCCACCCUCAUCAUCCCCCUUAUUUCAACGCUGACGCUGCGGGUAAAACUUUGCAAACUGGACAUUUUGACGAACGUUACACCGGGACGAUCGGAGUGGCGAUGUCCGCGGGUCGUUGAGAGGAUGAGGGAGCUCGACACCGAGAGUCCCGUCGUCUGGCCGGCUUGGUGCUAUACUGGUGAGGUGGCGGGUGAGACCGUAUCCUCGGGCGGCGGUACUCGAGUUGGAGACCGCGGCGAAGCGGCCGAUCUAGCGACUCACACGGAGACGAACGACGGUGACACCCUGGCUGCUAACGCAGCGGUGGACGGCAGGGACGCCCGGGGCGGCAGCCCUCAGGGUGCGCACCUUUCUGGAGCCGCGACCCCCAGGCCGCCCCGAGGUCGCAGGCGGCAGAACCAAAACGGACUCGACACCGCUCAGGUAAAAACGGAGCGGCUAACACCCGACAAUAAUUCGACGUCGUCGAGGAGCGUGACCCCGCUGUCGCUGAGUCAUCCAGGUACGCCUCCUAAUGCGACGUCACUCGGGGGACCGGAAGGCCCCCAGCCUCCGCAUCAUCUCAAGCACAUGGAGCAGAUGAUGGGCAGAAACUACAGCGACUUCAUGAGGAGUCUCGCAGCAAAGUACAAUAACGCCCAUCCGAACGAUUACUUCAGCACCCCGAGAAACGGGUUCACACCCGGUCUCGACCCGAGGUUUCCGGCCUUCAAGGCCGGAUCAGCGCCGUUUGUGGGCCUUAUGGCACCGCUGGUGGCACCACAGCCUCAAACCGUCCCGACGACCUCGCCUCUGUCGAAUAACGACGCGAAAGAACAGAAGCAGGAAACAGUGUUCAACAAUCCAGUCUUCCCAGCGAUGCUUGAUAUGUCAUCGACUCAGGCCCUCAUCCACAUGGUCAGGACUGCCAACGCGGCGCAGAACGUAGCUGAGCUCGAGACUUACCUGAAGGGUGCCAACAAGAGGGACGCGGCUGUUACGAGCCCUCUCGAUCUCUCAAAUUCCGGGGGAUUCGCACCCCGUAAGAGACAGCGGACUGAAAUUAAGAGGCCCGAAAGCGUCUCGCCGAAGCCAAAACCAGCCCAACGUACCAGCACACCGCCACCCGUCAGGUGUCCAUCCUUGUGCGGUCACAUGCCUUGCGGCGAUGGUCAGUCCGUCAACAGGUGGUCCGUCGACGACGUCGUCAACUACGUCUCGUCCAUCGAUAUAUGCUCCGAGUAUGCCCAGAACUUCCGGGAGCACCGAAUAGACGGCGCUGCGCUUCCGCUUCUUUCCGAGGACCACCUGACGGGUCCAAUGAGAAUGAAGUUGGGCCCGGCACUUAAGCUGCGGGCACUUCUUGCCCGGAAACUCGGGGCCUGCACGGUUUGUCUGCAUUGCGCCCAUUGUCACCAGACCCCGCUUCCGGCGCUGAGCGCCGCGGCGGCGGCGGUGGCGACGACGCAAACCCCCGGAAGGCGGCCGAGCAGUACCGGAAACUGACAAAUAGCGGCGGAGACUCCGGGGCCUGAGGUCGAUCUGAACCGAGCCCUGAGAAUAGAACGCCGGGCUGCAAGGCCCGUCCGAAAACCGGAAGUCGUCUUCAAGAAGCCGAUAAAGCAAUGACGUCGGCUCUCUUCGAACUCCGCGAUCCGGAGACUCCGCCAUUUAUAUUUUUUCUACUCACGUCUUCACUUCGAGCAAUCCCCUCCCUCCACACCGAUCGAGCGUACUUCAGAGCUACACGUAUCUGUUAAACUUCGAGUGAUAUAUUUAUUGAGGUACGGACUUGACUCUCUCUUUCUCCCUCUCUCUCUCUCUCUCUCUCUCUUUUUCUCUCAUUAGUAAAAGACGUGUUAGGUUUUCUUUUUUAUUUUUUAUCUUCAUUUCCUUGUAUUUCUUACGAAGUCCGCCACCCGCCGUUAAUUCAAAACGAUUGUUAUGUUGAUAAAUAAUUGAAGUGACACUUCAUCGCUUGAUAUUUUAACUUCAAUAUUAUAUAGUCUUUGUGUCAAGUUUGUUGUUAUUCAGUUUUACGGGUGAAAACUGUGCCGCGUUAGUUCAGUAUUCAAAAUCACGUAUACGUCCGAGUUGUUUGCGAUGAGUUUCAAAGACUGCAUCAUACAGCAAUUGAACUGAUUUCAAGUAUAUGAUAAUUGAUCCUUAAUCUUCGUGACGAACUACUCAAUCAUAGUUUCGAGUACAGGCUGUCGUACUUUCUCAAUCGCCAAUAGUACUUAACGUCAAAACGUGAACGUCGGAGUUGAAAAAAAAAAACGUAGCCCUACUUUUGCACUGAAGGCUCGUUAACUUAUAGUUUUAACUCACCGUUGAUAAUUUUUAUU
This is a messenger RNA of Diprion similis, 2335 nucleotides long. RefSeq lists its product as uncharacterized. Gene Ontology annotation, molecular function: protein binding. The coding region runs from base 132 to 1493 and encodes 453 amino acids. The record is from RefSeq and is a predicted model, not a curated record. Gene Ontology annotation, cellular component: PRC1 complex. NCBI's taxonomy places the organism in Eukaryota, Metazoa, Arthropoda, Insecta, Hymenoptera, Diprionidae. The transcript has 6 exons.